GUCCCUGGCUGCCAGGCCUUCUGCCCUCUCUCCUUAUUAUUUUAGCGUCCCUGGAUAAAGUCCUUGGGCCUCCUGCCUGAAGAUGACCUCUUGGGGCCAUCUCAGCCCCCAGAAGCGCCCUCCAAGGAUGAGGAGGGUCCCAGGAACUUUGGCUCCUUCUGAACUGAACUAUCGCGGUGUCCUGGAUCAGCUCCGGCAAGAGUUCCCCAGGUUCCCCCCUCACCUGACGGCGCAGGUGGAGAGCGUGUGCUCGGCGCUCCAGAAGAUCCGGCAGGGUCUCCAGGAGCAUCACAAGCAGGCAGAGAACUUCCUGCGGACCAUGGAGACCUGGAGCCGACCACUGGGCUUCCAGCCUGGGGAGGUGGUACAGGCGAGCCUGGGCGCCUCUGGGGAGCAGGCCGACCCGGACUCCUGGGGGCCGACCAGCCCGGAGGCUUCCCCGCACCCAGUGGCCGAGACCCCACAGCCCUCCGGGCUCCAGGGGCCACCCUUCGAAGACGUCCUGGCUGCAAGGUCCUCAGACUGGCUCCGGCAGCCCUCCGGAGCCGACGCCGCCCCCGUCUCCCAGCCGGACACGCAGCCCCCCUGGGACUCCGAGCCCCGGUUUUGGCAGGAUGUUCUGACCGAGCAACUCUGGCAGAUCUUUGCGGGGACCCACAAGAAGGACCAGCUGCGACGCAGGAAGCAGGCGCCAGGCCUGGAGAGCCAGGACCCAGGACCACACGACUUGGGACUGGAACCAAGCGAAAACACUUUGGGUAAUCCCGUGCCCAGCCCACCUGCGCCCUCCCCCAGCUCCCCCGAGGGCUCCCGAGAAGGGAGCGCAGAGCCAGGCCUGGACGCAGAGGGGAUGCUCUCCCCCCGUGUGGCCCAGGAACCUGCUGGGAGAGCCUAUCCGUUCCUGAAGCCCAUAUGCUGGGACCCUGAGGACUUCGAGGACAUGUGCAAGAGACCAGACGCCUUGCCGGGGCAAUCCAAGAAGGCGGCCAUCCCACACGGAGCGGAGAAGAUGCGGACGCUAAAGCAUGGGGAGCCAGUGCUGGCCACGGCCGUCAGCAGCUUCACGCGACAUGCGUUCACCUGCGGCCGGGGCGGCGUCAAAGUGUGGAGCCUGGUGGGCCAGGGGCUAGAGGACCAGUAUCCUGAGAGCCACCUGCGCGUACAGACCCGCCAGGCCUACCUGCGCACCUGCCUGCUGGCCCCGACCAGCACAACCCUGCUGACGGGCGGCCACAACCUGGCCAGCGUGAGCGUGUGGGACCUGACCGCGCCCUCCCUGCGUGUGAGCAACGAGCUGCCCUGUGCAGGCCUCACCUGCCAGGCCCUGGCCUUCGGCCCCGAGGACACCCUGGCCUUCGCUGGCUUCACGGACGGCACAGUCAGGAUCUGGGACCUGCGGGACCAGAGCAUUGUCAGGGACCUGCAGGGCCCCCCAAAUGGAGCCAAGAGCAUUGCUAUCAAAGACCAGAACAUCUGGACGGGGGGGCUGGACACCUGCCUGCGGUGCUGGGACCUGAGGACCCCCGGGGAGCCCCUGGAAUACCAAUUCGAGUCUCAGAUAAUGAGCCUGUCCCUCAGUCCCCAGGAGGAUUGGGUUCUGGUGGGCACAGCCAAUGGGCAACAGUGGCUGCAGCCCACCCGAGGGGGCCAGAAGCACAUGGUGGGGUGUAAGGACAGCACCAUCCUGGGUCUCAAGUUCUCUCCGCUCGGCCAGUGGUGGGUGAGCGUUGGGAUGGACGACCUGGUCAGCAUCUACGGCAUGCCCGCGGGGACCAUGGUGUUCCAGGUACCUGAGACCUCCUCCAUCCUGUGCUGUGAUGUGUCCCCCAACAACCGCCUGAUCAUCACCGGAUCCAAGGACCACGCCUCGGUGUACCAGAUCACCUACUGA
Messenger RNA from Neomonachus schauinslandi (Hawaiian monk seal), 1891 nucleotides. It is a transcript of the gene TLE6, whose product is annotated as TLE family member 6, subcortical maternal complex member. The coding region runs from base 83 to 1891 and encodes 602 amino acids. Gene Ontology annotation, molecular function: protein binding; transcription corepressor activity. Lineage: Eukaryota; Metazoa; Chordata; Mammalia; Carnivora; Phocidae. The transcript has 16 exons. Gene Ontology annotation, cellular component: transcription regulator complex; nucleus. The record is from RefSeq and is a predicted model, not a curated record. Gene Ontology annotation, biological process: regulation of DNA-templated transcription; negative regulation of canonical Wnt signaling pathway.